Hymenoscyphus albidus is the source of this 1121-nucleotide messenger RNA. NCBI's taxonomy places the organism in Eukaryota, Fungi, Ascomycota, Leotiomycetes, Helotiales, Helotiaceae. The record is from the annotation of a GenBank genome assembly.
UUCAACCUCCCCGCGACAAUCUUUUCGACAUUCCCAACAACUCAUCAUGGUAUGUGAACCGCUGCUAGAAUUGUCUGCAUCUGCAUCCCAACCUAACCUCUGCACAGCCUCAAAAUGAGUAUAUGGACCGGUGGCGAAAGCUGCACGGUCGCAGGCUCGACCACGAGGAACGAACACGCAAGAAGGCCGCUCGAGAGGGACACAAAGCUUCAGAAGAUGCGCAGAAACUUACUGGAUUGAGAGCGAAGUUGUAUCAGAAGAAGAGACAUCAUGAGAAGAUUCAAAUGAAGAAGCAGAUCAAGGCCCAUGAGGAGCGCAAUGUCAAAUCUUCCGCACCCAACGAGCCAUCCACGACGCCACUCCCACAAUAUCUUCUCGAUCGUUCGAAUCCCACGAAUGCCAAGGCUUUGUCUAGUGCGAUCAAGAACAAGCGCGCGGAGAAAGCAGCGAAAUUCAGUGUCCCUCUACCCAAGGUUCGAGGUAUCGCUGAGGAGGAGAUGUUCAAGGUCGUCAAGACUGGAAAGAAAACUGCAAAGAAGGGAUGGAAGAGAAUGAUUACAAAGCCUACAUUUGUCGGACCAGGUUCGUGCUCGAUAAAUUUCUCUUGUUUCUGGAAAUAUCUUUGAACAACAAAAGUGGAUUUGUAUAAUCUGUGCUAAUUUAUAUCCUACAGAUUUCACAAGAAGACCUGUCAAAUACGAGCGUUUCAUCCGACCUAUGGGUUUGCGUUACAAGAAAGCACACGUAACACAUCCAGAACUCGGAGUUACAGUCAAUCUUCCAAUCAUUUCAGUCAAGAAGAACCCUCAAAACCCAAUGUACACACAACUCGGUGUUUUGACCAAGGGUACCAUCAUCGAGGUCAAUGUCAGUGAUCUGGGGUUGGUUACUGCUGGAGGCAAGGUCGUUUGGGGUAGAUGGGCUCAAAUCACCAACAACUGUGAGAACGAUGGAUGUGUCAAUGCGUAAGUUUUGAGCAAUACUCCGAUUUGAGUAUUCUAGUAGCUAACUGUUGCAGCGUUCUUCUUGUUUAAUGUAGAUUCGAUUGUGUAGUAGGUCUUUUGGCAUUGGCACGGAGUUUGAGGAUUGGAGUUACGGAAGAAUGAGAGUACCAAACAGGU